Molecule: messenger RNA, 2432 nt
Organism: Arachis stenosperma
Lineage: Eukaryota; Viridiplantae; Streptophyta; Magnoliopsida; Fabales; Fabaceae
Exons: 12
Coding region: 170-2158 (662 amino acids)
Source: RefSeq, a predicted model, not a curated record
GCUUCCAGUUCCAUUUGAAGCAAAGGUGUGACCGUCCAACUCAUUCAUUCUUUUCUUUCUUCAUUCAAAGUUUCCAUCUUUCUUCUGUGAAAGGUGCCGCCUUUUCUUUCUUUUCGGUUUGCACACAACACAGUCUAACUAGUUCCCAGCAUUAGGGUGUCAAGCAUCAAUGGUCAUUGUAUCAAACAUGACUUCGCCGGAUGUGUGUCCGAUGGAGGAUGCAAUUCAGGCAUUCUUAGAACACUUGAUUGAUCCAUUGCUACCGGCAAAAUCAUCUGUCCGAGAUAAGCCCACGCCAUCGCAACAAGAGUCACUUGCAAAACAGGUGCGUGCUGUUGUCUUACUGUACAACUACUAUCAUAGAAAACAUCACCCAGAGCUUGUAUAUCUGCCAUUUAAUGAAUUUUGCAAGCUGGUGGUGGUUAUGAGACCCAGUUUAUUAGCAUAUAUGCAAUUUAUGCAAAAGAUAAAUGAAGCAGAAUUAACUGAUGUGGAGAAACAGCUAUCGUUACCAGAAAAAGAGAUUAUGAAUGCAUGUGAUAUAUGUAAACGCCUAGAUCCAUCAAAAAAUGCUCCUAAUAUAGAUGGAUGGCCCAUUUCGAAAGUGGCUGUCCUUUUACUUGACAGCGAGAAGGAGAAUUGCUUAUUGGUAUUCGGUUCCAUCACUCGUGGGAUAUGGUCUUUGGUUGAAAAAGAUUUGGACACCUCCAACCACAGUUCAGAAGUUACCUCAGCAACGAAAAGUACAUAUAAAAACAAAAGAGUUAUCAGAAAGCCAACUAAAGAUGAAUUGAAUCUUGUUGAAACUCAACUUUUGGAAGCUGGAUAUUUUGCUGUAAAGGAAGCUAUUGGAAUCAAUAAGACUGAUAUUACACUUUUGGAAAGACACACUGUCUAUUCACAUAGCAAAGAAAAAGCAGCUUCUCGUUUUUAUAUUAUGCAGUGCACCUUGCCGAUCGGGCAGGAGGUUGUUCAAGUCCCUCUCAAAGAUGUCAUCGAAAGCUUGCAGGGUCCCCUGAUCAAAAAGGAUUCUGGCUGUUGGUCAAUCACUACGGUUGUUGAUUACUUCCACAUGCUUCCUUAUUCUGAAAUAAUCUUAGAGUGGAAUUCUAGAAAAGCAUUCUCAAAUAGUUUACAAGAUUCAAGGAUAACAGAGAAAAAUAUAAAGGGGGACAGCUCUGUAGUGACAGAAUCCUCAGCAAGCGAGGACAUGUCUACUGGUCUUGAUAGUAAACCGGAAAGAUAUAAUAUUGCCCCGAAGCAGAAAAAGGAUAAUGAAAGCAUUACACUUAGACAAUCUAAUCAUAUCAAGGAGCCUUGUGAGAUGGAUUUGGAUGAAUCUUCCAUUUUUCCUUCUGAAAAUAAAGACAUAUGCAACGACAUUGUUAAUACUGUACAACUUGGUGAAGAUCAAGAAAAAAAGAAGCCAUCUGUGCACUAUAAAUCAAAUGCCCGUACAAGUGAGGUCAAGGCUAUGAAGGUUGAUUCAACAACGACGAAGGAUGAAAUCAACACUUAUGGUUCUUACAGCAGUAUUUUUGGCAAGGGGCACAAUACCUCGUAUGAAAAAGAAAAGAACACAGUAGAUGAGCAUACUCCUGUUCCAAAACAUUCCAAACUGGAUUUGAAGAAGCUCAUAGAUCUUCUAGAUUCAAAGGGGAAGAUAUUGUCACAAACUGCACUGACUGCUCUGAUCAGGAAGAGGAAUGAGCUGGCUCUUCGGCAUCGCCCAAUUGAAGAUGAAAUUGCUAUGUGUGAGCAUAAAAUUCAGAAAAUACUAACUGAGGGUGAAGAUGAUGUUGUUUUGAAGAUAGAAUCCAUUAUAGAAGGUUGCAAUGACUUGUGGGCAAGGAAUGAAGAAAGUGCUAAGCUUCAUAACCUAUCUCCAUGUAUUAAGAGGAAAAAGUUUACAGAGGAUGCUGCUGUCACCAAAGGUCCAUGCGAGGAACUGGAUGCUAUAUGCCGUGCUAACAAUUGGGUCGUACCAACUUAUCGUGUGUCAGCGAUAGAAGGUGGAUUCCAAGCUGUAUGCGUUAAAGGGGUUGAUUUUCAGUUUACAUGUAGCAGUGAAUUGUGUCUCAGUCCUCGUGAAGCAAGAGAUUGUGCUGCUGCAAGGAUGAUAGUUAAAAUUAAGAGUAUGGCAGAAUCCAUCAAGUAAUGGUGGAAGCUUUGGAAUGGCAUGCUUCCAAGUUCCUCUAUGUUUUUUGCAGUUCUAUAUAUGAUAUAGCAUAGGAAUGGAGACAUCCAUUUGAAUAACUGAUCUCAUACAUUUUGGUUAAUGUCUGAUCUUGAAUGCAUGGUGGCAUGCUAAAACUCACAUGAGAGGACUAGAUAGAAUAGAUAAAGAUUAAUCUUCUUACAACCACAGCUACUUUAUUUUGAUGAUGCAUUAAUACUAUUCCUGGCAAAAUUUAAAUUAGUUACCAUCUUAU